Phytophthora nicotianae INRA-310 is the source of this 1942-nucleotide messenger RNA. RefSeq lists its product as hypothetical. The transcript is spliced from 4 exons. The record is from RefSeq and is a predicted model, not a curated record. NCBI's taxonomy places the organism in Eukaryota, Oomycota, Peronosporomycetes, Peronosporales, Peronosporaceae. The coding region runs from base 74 to 1942 and encodes 622 amino acids.
CUCCGUGUUGGUGAGUGUGGGCGAUGGCUCAUUGGGGAGUGGCGGGAAUAUAGUUAUUGGAGCUGGAUCAGCUAUGGAUAGUACUGGUGGGCGGAUUGAUAUCGUAAGUGGAUCUUCAGGAGGAUAUGGUAGCAGCAGCGGAUCAGUGUUCUUUGGAUCCGUAAGUAGUGGUAUUACAGGUGCCGUCAUUGUGAGCUCUGGUACUAGUAGUGCCGGUGCGUCUGGUCUUGUGACAGUAUCGUCCGGAGCAAGCUCGGGUGGCACGAGUGGACAGUUAAAUAUUAGUGCUGGAAGCAGUAUUGGGGCCGCUGGUGUUGGCGGUGCCGUUUCUGUCUCGGGUGGUUUGACAAGCGGCACUGUUGGUAUCGGUGGUGCUAUGUCCGUCUCAGGUGGCACGGCGAUCGUCGCAGCAGGUGUAGGUGGCAAGACGUCCAUGUCUGGUGGCACCGGCGGUAGUACAGGUACUGGCGGCGCGUUGGAGUUAACCGGUGGUGUGGGAGGAAGUACUGGUGGUGCACUAUCGGUUGCUAGCGGACGCGCGUCAAGCGGUUUCAGCGGUUCUGUGCUAUUGACCUCGGGAACGUUAGAUGGGACAGCGACGGCAUUCAGCGGUGCUGUGACUAUCGCGUCUGGCGCUGCGUCUUCAGGCUCGAGUGGCCCGAUCACCGUGUCCACUGGCGCGUCGACAAGUGACGGUGCUGGCGGUGCGACGAGUGCUACUAGCAAUGUUGGAGGAAAGAUCGAUGUCGUGAGUGGUGCAGCAUCGGUCUCUACGCUUGGUAGUGGGCCGGUGUACCUGAACUCAGCUAGUAGCGGUGUAUCGGGAAUCGUGACAGUGAGUUCCGGUAGCAGCAGUGCUGGUACAUCUGGUUUAAUGACUGUGGCUAGUGGCGACGGUAUCGGAACCAGUGGCGUGGGCGGUGCAGUGCAGAUCAAGGGUGGUUCGACGAACAACGCCUCCGGUGUCGGUGGCAAAGUGUCUGUGUCUGCCGGCUCCGGUGGGACUACGAGUAGUGGUGGCGCUCUGGAGUUGACUAGUGGUGGCGGAGGCAGUACUGGUGGGGCACUGUCUAUUGCGAGCGGAAGCACGUCGAGCAGCAUCAGUGGGUCUGUGCUGUUGACAUCGGGUGCGUUGGGUACGUCGGCGACGGCGACGAAAUCCAGCGGUGCUGUGACGAUCGCGUCUGGUGCUGCUUCUUCAGGCUCGAGUGGCCCGAUCACCGUGUUCACCGGUGCGUCGACAAGUGGCGGUGCUGGCGGUACAAUUUCGUUGUCCGUUGGUGAUGGCGUCGCGGGCGCGGGCGGCGAUGCCAAGAUUAUAGCAGGUGCGACGAGUGCUAGUAGUGGUGUGGGCGGCAGUGUGAGCAUUAUAGCUGGUGCUGCUAGUGGCGCCAGUGGCAGUGCGGGUGGACGAGUUGACAUCACGAGUGGAACGUCGGCAGGCACGGGUAGCAGCAGUGGCGCAGUAUACGUGCGAUCUGCCUCGAAUGGUCUAUCUGGAAUGGUGACCAUGAGCUCUGGUAUUAGUACUUCUGGUGUAUCCGGAGAUGUGACAGUAGCCUCUGGAGCGAGUACUGGAGGUGCCAGCGGUCUGGUGAGUGUGGCUGGUGGGGCUGGUACUGGCGUAGGUGGAGUCGGAGGUCCAGUGUCGAUCUUGGGCGGUUCAACGAGCGACGCCGCCAGUGCUGGUGGCAAGGUCUCUGUGUCUGGAGGUGCAAGCGGUUCAACGGGUACUGGUGGGGCCGUGGAACUAACGGCAGGUGCUGGGGGUAGUACCGGAGGCUCGUUGUCUGUUGGUACUGGAAGUGCAUCAGGUGGUACCAGCGGAGCUUUGCUACUAACGACUGGGUCGUUGAGUAAUGCAGCGACGAGCUCUAGUGGUACUAUUACGGUGCGUUCUGGCCCAGCAUCCUCUGGAUCGAGUGCAGCGCAGAUGACGUAG